AUGGAAAACCUGAGAAAUAUAUGGAAGCCAGAGUUGUAUCGUAUUCAAAUAGAGGCCCCUCAGCCUAAACGCAUUGUUUGUGAAGAUUGCCCUAACCGUCCCGAAUUUUAUGGAAAGGAAUAUCACGGUAUAAUGGGAAAUAAAGAGGCUUCAUAUUUAUUAGAAGACGAGCCAAAUGGAGCGUUUUUAAUCCGUAAAGGCAAUGAAUAUAAUGAUUUUUUCACAUUGUCCUGGAAGUUUAAUGACAGAAUUCAUCAUUACAAGGUAUAUUACGACGGGAGCCAUUAUUUAAAAGAAAAACGAUAUGAAACCAUUUAUGACUUAGUUGCUGAUGGUCUUAUAACAUGCCACAUGGAAUUAAAAGCACACCAUAUCCUUGAAAUGAUUAAUUCUAGUACCAAUUACACUGAGAGUCCAUAUGUCACACUUAACAGGAAGAAAUUGAAAACCUUAUCGCAGAUACACCAGGCAUCAAAUAGAUCUAGUCCUAUCAUCCAGAGGAAUGAGAAAAUACUAGAAGCAACUAAUAAUAACCAACCGCUUUUCAAUUUGACACCGACUCUUGAGGAUCCACCACCAUUAUACAAAUAUUCCAAGUAUCACAGUUUCAAGGUUCAUACGUUCAAAGGGCUUAAUUGGUGUGAAUUGUGUGCUAAUUUCCUGUGGGGGUUUACUGCUCAGGGCGUUAAAUGUGAAGAUUGUGGUUUUAUAGCGCACACCAAAUGCUCAGAAAGGGUCCCAAAUCAUUGUGUACCUGACUUGAAGAAACUGAGAGGUGUUUUUGGUAUUGACUUAACAACUCUACUGAAUGCUCACUCCAGCACUUUACCGUUUGUUGUAAGGAAGUGUGUUAACGAGAUAGAGGCUAGAGGGAUGGAUUCAGAGGGGAUUUACAGAGUAUCUGGUUUCGCUGAUGAAAUUGAAGCCUUGAAAUUGGCUUUUGACAAAGAUGGUGAGGCAGCCGAUUUAAGUGUGUACAGCAAUAUAAACGUUAUUGCCGGGACGCUGAAAUUAUAUUUACGUCUUCUGCCAGUUCCUCUUAUCACGUAUGAAGUUUACCCGAAGCUCAUCUCGGCAAUACAAAUGAAGACCAAUGUGGUUCAAGUGGCAGCUUUACGCGAGUGCUUGGAUACUUUGCCACCAGCGCACUUCAACUGUUUGCAGUAUAUGGUACAACAUUUGCAUAGAGUGUCACAGCACGCUGAAAUCAACAAAAUGUCCGCCCACAAUUUGAGCACUGUUUUCGCGCCAACUCUGGUUGCAACUCCGCCAGCGAUCACCGACCUGUCUUUAGAAAUAAGAGUGCUACAGUCACUAAUCGAGAACUGCGCUCAGAUAUAUUAUAUAAAUAAAUAA
Molecule: messenger RNA, 1356 nt
Organism: Leptosia nina
Lineage: Eukaryota; Metazoa; Arthropoda; Insecta; Lepidoptera; Pieridae
Source: the annotation of a GenBank genome assembly